UCUAUAAGUUAUUUUAGAAUAUAAGCUUUCAUUGUGUGAGGGAGUAUUUUUCUUUAUUGUCUGAGGGAGUAAAAAGGCUUUUAUUAUCUAGAAUAUAAGCUUUUAUUGUGUGAAAAGUACUCUCUUAGUCAAUAAAGGCUUAAGCUAUUCCUAAAGAUCUAUAUGGAUCAUUACAGAGGUUUUUUUGACUAACAUUGUGGAUUAAGGAGUGUGAGGAACGCUUCAGGAUUUUAUUAUCUGCCUUAGCAAAAAUUUGGUGCGAUUAGUGCACUAGAAAGCCCCUUGAAUCUUGUCAUCUGCCUCUUUUGCUUAGGUCCAUCUUGACGUGAUCUGGUACACUAGUGCAAUAACAAGUGUUGAACCAAGGAUGGCUCGGCUACUCGAGCGAGGCUGCAAUUUUCUUGCUAAGAAAAAUUACGCUCUGAUACUUUAAGUCAUAUUAUCUUAGCAGUUGUGAUUGCUGAUUACAGAUAACAUCUCAUCAUAUGAGCAGGAUAGUUCGUUACCAAGGAAAUGAAAUUACUCCAUUUUGAGUCGAAAAUUCAAAAGCAUGCUCGAGUCGCUUUGAGCAUAUGUUUUCCUGGUUUGUUAAUCAUCAUGCGAACUAUCAGUGUCUUAUAUCUUGAGUCAUUUCUUGGCACAGGAAGCCAAUUUCUAAUCCAUCACCAUUUAAAUUCAGAACUGUCCAUUAAGGUUCUGGCACAAAUGAUUGAUUUAUUUUUGUGGGUAUAGCAUGACUUUUAUAAAGAAGUUUGAAUGAAUAUAUUUUCUGUUGUAUUUAUCAUGAGUAUGUUCAGAAGACGAUUCUAGGAUAUUCAUCUUGCUUAAUUAUCUUUUGGUAUAACUGUUUAAUGUAUCAAUGGUAGGCAUUGGAUCUUGGAAGAGGUGCUAAUCCAAAUAGUUACAUGGUUGAAGAGAUCUGGCAGGAGCUUGCAAAAGCAAAAUACUUGGAGUGGGAGCAUGAAUCUUCAAGACGCACUUGGGAACUUAAGAAACUGAAAGAAACCUGUGAGUCAGCUCUCAAGGAGAGACAUGGGCGUGAUAGCUCUCAGAUAGAAGGGUUCAUAGAUAGAUCGACAUCCCUGGUAAAGCAACUGGACGCUUUAGGCAGGGUUUUCAGGAAAGCUGCAGAAGAUGAUACUCCCACCGAGUUACCUGAUUACUUAUGUUGUAAGAUCACACUUGACAUUUUUCGUGACCCUGUCAUCACGCCCAGUGGGGUUACAUAUGAAAGGGCAGUGAUCCUUGACCAUCUGGAUAAGGUGGGAAAGUUUGAUCCGGUCACACGAGAACCCCUUAAACCAUCUCAGCUGGUGCCAAAUUUGGCUUUAAAAGAAGCUGUACAUGCAUUUUUGGAUAAGCAUGGCUGGGCAUACAGGAUGGGUUGAACCUUUUCGUGGUAUGGUUGAUAAAUGUCGAAUGGGUAUCUCAUUGUUCGAUGCCACAUCCAGCCUUAUUUGUCAUUAACCCCGGUUUACCAUGUAAUGAUUGUUCUUACAGUUGUACAGGAGUUCUUUUGCGAUGGCUUAUUGGUGUUCAUCAAUUGUACAGUACUCUUAGCCAGUGUUUGUGUAUUGGUUUAGUGGUCUUUUUUCUUAUCCAUGAUGUUACAGUGAUCUUGUUUAUUACAUGAAAGGAUACUAAAGCAUUAAUUGA
Molecule: messenger RNA, 1656 nt
Organism: Nicotiana attenuata
Lineage: Eukaryota; Viridiplantae; Streptophyta; Magnoliopsida; Solanales; Solanaceae
Product: E3 ubiquitin-protein ligase CHIP-like
Exons: 4
Coding region: 906-1388 (160 amino acids)
Biological process (GO): cellular response to misfolded protein; protein quality control for misfolded or incompletely synthesized proteins; proteasome-mediated ubiquitin-dependent protein catabolic process
Cellular component (GO): cytoplasm
Molecular function (GO): ubiquitin protein ligase activity; protein-folding chaperone binding
Source: RefSeq, a predicted model, not a curated record